Belonocnema kinseyi is the source of this 1056-nucleotide messenger RNA. It is a transcript of the gene otp, whose product is annotated as homeobox protein orthopedia-like. Gene Ontology annotation, molecular function: DNA binding; DNA-binding transcription factor activity, RNA polymerase II-specific. Gene Ontology annotation, biological process: regulation of DNA-templated transcription; neuron differentiation. NCBI's taxonomy places the organism in Eukaryota, Metazoa, Arthropoda, Insecta, Hymenoptera, Cynipidae. The coding region runs from base 1 to 1056 and encodes 351 amino acids. The transcript has 6 exons. The record is from RefSeq and is a predicted model, not a curated record.
AUGCUCAAUAAUAUCUCCGCCGGCGGUUCCAUUCAUGGCAUUUCUGGUGCAAAGGACCUCCAUGCUCAGGACCUGAAAAGACACGAGAAAUUAGACGGUGUCCUGGGAGUGAACUUAGGCACUGGUUUGUCUGCCGGCGGAGGACUGACGCUUCAUCAAGAAUUAAUCAUGACGAUGCCUGGUACAGGUGGGGCUUCGUCGAUUGGACAAGGAGAUGACAAACCUGCAAAGCAAAAACGACACCGAACGCGAUUUACACCUGCCCAGCUUAACGAAUUGGAAAGGUGUUUUAGUAAAACGCACUAUCCUGACAUUUUUCUUAGAGAAGAAAUUGCUAUGAGGAUCGGCCUGACGGAAAGCAGAGUACAAGUAUGGUUCCAGAACAGACGUGCAAAGUGGAAGAAGCGCAAGAAGACAACCAACGUUUUCCGGUCUCCUGGAGCACUUCUUCCGUCGCAUGGUCUUCCGCCCUUUGGAGCCAUGAGUUCCGAAUUGUGUGGGGCAGCAGGAAUGUUCCAUGCACCCACUGAUCGAUGGGGAAUGGGUCCAGGUCUUGGUCAGCUGGGUCAAGGAGGCAUGGGCAUGGGUGGUUUUGGCCAAAGUCUUGGACAACUUGGUCAACAGAGUUCCGGAAGUCUUGGGUCCAGUCUAGGUAUCAGUAAUUCUGGGUUGCCGAUUAGCAGUCCGUCGCAAAGCGUCUACCAAGCUAGCUAUGGAUUAAAUUCCCUCGGUGGAGUUCACAUGUCAGCCUCGCGAGGUUCACCUCCCGGUGGGUCAUCAGUGGGUGGUGGUCAAGGUGGGGGUCUGGGAUCCGGUCUAAAUUGUGGUCAAGGUUCUCCGGGAGCGACUUCCGGUAGCGGCGGUGGUGCCGGAAGUACCGUCUCGUGUGUGGUGAGCGAGGGAAAUGGGAACGAAGCCUCUGAUUGGAGAGGAGCCCACAGCAUCGCGGCGCUCAGGCGUCGAGCUUCCGACGCUUCCCAGCAAUACAGCCCGCAACCACCUCCACCUGGUCCACCUCAAUAUGCUCAUGAUUUGGAGUACAGUUCGGUCUACUGA